ACCCAGGGCUGAUACUGAAAUAGAAAAAAACAAAAAAACAAACUAAACCUCACACCAGCCACCUCCGAGAGAGUUCUCCUAGCUCCCAGUAGGAGGCGGAGAGCCAAGGGGCGUGCAAGAGCGAGGGGGCUGGGCUCCCGGGUGGCAGGAGGCCGCGGCUGCUGAGCGGCCGCCCUCGAUCGGGGCGAUGGAGGAGGAAGCAAGCGAGGGGGCCGGUUCUUGAGCUUCGUAAUUCCUGUGUCGCCUCCUGAGCUCUCAGUCCGCCGGGUCGCAUGAUCCCUCCAGCCGGAGCUGCCUUUUUUGCCAGCCGCCGCCGCGAGGCCGGUUGACUUACCGGCAUCCCCGCUGCCACCUCCUCUCCCACCUAUGAUACAAAAGAUCUUCCGGGGGCUGCACCUGCCUGCCGUCGCCUGAGACGGAUUUGAAUCUCUUUCUCUCCCUUCAGAACCUUAUCUUGGCUUUGGAUCUUGGAAGAGAACCACUAAGCAGAGACCAGACCCAGUGAGUGAGCAGGUGUUUUGGACAAUGGACUGGUGGAGCCCAUCCUUAUUAUAAAAAUGUCUCAGAGCAACCGGGAGCUGGUGGUUGACUUUCUCUCUUACAAGCUUUCCCAGAAAGGAUACAGCUGGAGUCAGUUUAAUGAUGUGGAAGAGAACAGAACUGAGGCCCCAGAAGGGACAGAAUCAGAUAUGGAAACCCGCAGUGCCAUCAAUGGCAACCCAUCCUGGCACCUGGCAGAUAGCCCUGCGGUGAAUGGAGCCACUGGCCACAGCAGAAGCUUGGAUGCCCGGGAAGUGAUCCCCAUGGCAGCGGUGAAGCAAGCCCUGAGGGAGGCAGGCGAUGAGUUUGAACUGAGGUACCGACGGGCAUUUAGCGACCUGACGUCCCAGCUCCACAUCACCCCAGGGACAGCUUAUCAGAGCUUUGAACAGGUAGUGAAUGAACUCUUCCGGGACGGGGUGAACUGGGGUCGCAUUGUGGCCUUUUUCUCCUUCGGUGGGGCACUGUGCGUGGAAAGCGUAGACAAGGAGAUGCAGGUAUUGGUGAGUCGGAUCGCAACUUGGAUGGCCACUUACCUGAAUGACCACCUAGAGCCUUGGAUCCAGGAGAACGGCGGCUGGGACACUUUUGUGGAACUCUACGGGAACAAUGCAGCAGCCGAGAGCCGGAAGGGCCAGGAGCGCUUCAACCGCUGGUUCCUGACGGGCAUGACUGUGGCUGGUGUGGUUCUGCUGGGCUCGCUCUUCAGUCGGAAAUGACCAGACACUGACCACCCACUCACCCACACACCCCCGUCCUCCCCCCACCACAUCUCUCCGUCCAGCCACCAUUGCCACCAGGAGAACCACUCCAUGGAGCCCACAGCCACCCACACAUCACAGGGUUGGGCCUCGACCUGGUCCCCCGCAAUUAGUUUUCUAGAAUUUACAUGCUUCAGUGAGAGCCGCCUUCCUCAAUUCUUAUGGCGUCAAAACCCACAAAAUUCCCUAGAAUCUGCCCCGGUGGAAGCUAACAGGUGUGGGGGGUUGUGACUGGGGGCCGGAGUGCCCCACCCGAUUGGUGGGUCCCCUUCUGCAUUUAGGGUCCCUGAGCAUGCUUUCUUGCCAGGGAGCUGGAAAGUUUUCUGACCCUUUUCCCCAGAAAGAGAGACAAUAGAUUGCCUUCAUUUUGA
Messenger RNA from Dama dama (fallow deer), 1672 nucleotides. RefSeq names its product BCL2 like 1 (gene BCL2L1). Gene Ontology annotation, biological process: intrinsic apoptotic signaling pathway in response to DNA damage; negative regulation of intrinsic apoptotic signaling pathway; extrinsic apoptotic signaling pathway in absence of ligand. Gene Ontology annotation, cellular component: mitochondrial outer membrane. The transcript has 3 exons. Gene Ontology annotation, molecular function: protein heterodimerization activity; protein homodimerization activity. Lineage: Eukaryota; Metazoa; Chordata; Mammalia; Artiodactyla; Cervidae. The record is from RefSeq and is a predicted model, not a curated record. The coding region runs from base 558 to 1259 and encodes 233 amino acids.